Messenger RNA from Penicillium soppii, 2103 nucleotides. RefSeq lists its product as uncharacterized. Bases 1 to 2103 code for a protein of 700 amino acids. Gene Ontology annotation, biological process: regulation of DNA-templated transcription. The transcript is spliced from 2 exons. The record is from RefSeq and is a predicted model, not a curated record. Gene Ontology annotation, molecular function: zinc ion binding; DNA-binding transcription factor activity, RNA polymerase II-specific. Lineage: Eukaryota; Fungi; Ascomycota; Eurotiomycetes; Eurotiales; Aspergillaceae.
AUGAGUGGCCCUUCAGACAAAGGAAGCUCGUUCCGUGUGUCGCAGCGUCAGCCUCAAGCGUGCCGAGAGUGCACAAAGCGGAAGCGUAAAUGUGACAAGCAAGAUCCCUGUUCGAGAUGUAAACGACUCAACUUGAAGUGCUCAAUAGAAGUCGUGCAUCUCAGGCGCAACACUGUGCAACACGGCCCGGAGAUCGAGUUUCUGAAUACACUAUUGGUCGAUCUGGAGUCAUCUCCAUCAGAUCAAACCACCCAUGUUGUUCAAAAAAUCAGAAACCGAGUAUUCCGGCUGGAGACUGGCCAAGAUCCCAGAGAACCGGAUGUAUCCACCACCACCACGGCGGAGCAAGAAAUAAGCUCGGCCGAGGAUCGCGCCCUCGGGAAAGCGUUUCCCGGGACUACUGAAAAUACUCUACACCAGGUUGACUCAUCACUUCUCACAGCUAUCGAGCAUCUUGCUUGGGGUCGAAACUCUGCUGGAUGCUUCCCACACAGGACAUGUGCAUGUCAGUAUCGCAAAGAUGGCCUGCAAUUAUUAUCCGCGACCAGCCUGCUCCAUUCUGAUUCUUUCGGUCUGAAAAAUACACCUAUUUUCCCUCAAACUGCCGAUGCUCAAAAGCUCAUUAAAUUCCACAUACGCCAUUUAGCAUGGCAUCACAACUGCAUACACAGCCCGACGUUCUUAGAACAGUGCGAAUUGUUUUGGGAAUGUGGGAAAUUCGACGACCCUUUGUGGCAAGCUCUUUAUCUUUCUAUCUUGAGCUCAACCAUCAGUUCAAUACAAGAUAGCGCGAAGGCAAGAGAGCUUGUCGAUGUCGACCUUCAUGCGGUACAGUCUGCUCAACAACUUUUCUCUGCUAUGGUCCAAACUCUUUAUAGUUCGAAUUUCCUCAGCAACCUAUCUCUAUAUUCUGUACAAGCAAUUGUUAUCUCAACCGAAGUCGCUCACAAUCUUGGACUGAGUCAGUUGAAUGCGACUCUGUUCAACGCCGCGGUGCGUAUUGCGGAGUGUCUGGGGAUUCACAAAAUUCAGGGUCACUCUUCAAAACCUGUUCGAAACAAAGAAGAAUGGGAAGAAAAAGUGGAACGAGAAGUGGGAAAGAGGGUUUGGUGUCAAAUGAUCAUCCAGGACCACUUCGCGAUCCCUUUCACCGACUCAUACAGUAUCUCCCCCAUGCACUUCUCGACCGGCCGCCCCAUGAACGCUGAUGACUAUGAUUUGAUGGAUAUGCCAAUAACCUCCCCUACUAUCAGCACUUACAUCCGCGUCUUGGUCAACCUGGCAGAGUUGAUGCCCGGCUUAGUUGAUGGGUUUGGCCCAAUGAAAGCGAGGAAGCCCCCGCGGCAGCAAUACGAACAUAUCCUGCACGUCGAUCAGAAAAUGAGAGCCGUGGUGAAGAACAUACCAUCAUUCCUGCUCCGCCCAGAUAAACAGAAAGAAGAACAAAUCUUAUGGCUUGGAAUUGCUCGACGAAGUCUCGCAAUUACUGCAGCAGAGAAAAUCAUCAUGAUCCAUCGACCGUUCCUCUUCCGCUCUUUCCACGACCAGACAUACAGCUAUACAAGACGUACAUGUGUUGCAGCUGCUAUGACCAUCUUGCGAGAACAUGAGGUAAUUGUGAGAGAAGAAGACGUUUCAAUAUGGACACAUACCGCCUUCGCAAUUACGGCUGCCGUUAUAAUGUGCUUUGAAGUGAAUGCCACUGCAGAGGACCAGGUGAAUAUCGCUCAAAGCUACAGGGAUGCCAUCCACGCGGCUCGCACCCGGCUUGCUGCUCGGAAUAACGAUGUCCUUGCUCAGCGAGGCGUUGCUUUGAUUGAUGCAAUCUUUACUGCGGAGAUCUCUAUGGGAACUUCAGGCCAGCGUCGGAAAGUGAUGGAUUUCGGUCAAAUCCUGGCCAAAUUUUCGAGCUUCACGCGAUUGCACCUGGGUCCUGAUACACCAGAGAGCUCUGUUGGCAGGUUCUCUGAUAUGGACACUCAAGAUGUUAUUGGUGCUCACUUUGAGCAGAUGCAGCCUGCUUGGGAUACUGCGGAAGACAUCGACUUCGACGCUUGGUUCAAUGGGACAUUCCAUUCUUUACAAGAUCCUCUGCCAUUUUGA